CCGGUAUCUGCGCGGACGCUUUCAUUAUGUUACGUCAUCGAGAUGCGACGCAGUUGUCGGACCCGAAGCUGGGAUAUGAUAUGGCGGCUACAGGGCUGGUACCAUAAAGCAGGGAAGGGAGAGCGCGGAGAUGGCGUCACGUUGCAGGGCACCCGCGUUCCCUUCGUGGAGGCUUCACAUCUCCAGAGAGCUGAGGCGGCGAGACCGGGAACAGAGACAGGUGUUUGAGGAGCUCAUCUUACAGUAUAACCGGCUGCUGGAAAAGUCUGACCUUCGGUCUGUUCUGGCUGACAAGCUGCAAACCGAGAAAUAUGAGCCGCAGAGCCGCCAUGACAGCAGCCAAGGCCCAGAUGGAAUGCGUAAUGAUAUGCUACUGCAGGACAUGGCCCAUAUGAGGAUAAAACACCAGGAGGAACUUACCGAACUUCAUAAAAAAAGAGGGGAGCUUGCUCAGACCGUUAUAGAGCUGAACAAUCAGAUGCAACAAAAAGACAAGGAAAUCCAAGCCAAUGAAGAAAAGAUAGCUAAGUACUUGCAUACAAUCCAAGAUCUGGAAACGGAAUGCCAGGAAUUAAGGAACAAACUGCAAGAACUUGAAUGUGCCAAUCAGACCCUCAAAGACGAGUAUGAUGCUCUCCAGAUUACUUUUACUGCUCUGGAAGAAAAAUUACGGAAGACUACAGAGGACAACCAGGAACUGGUGUCCCGCUGGAUGGCAGAAAAAGCUCAGGAGGCCAACAAGCUUAAUGCAGAAAAUGAGAAGGACUCAAAGAGGAGACAGGCCCGACUUCAGAAAGAACUAGCUGAAGCAGCCAAGGAACCUUUGUCUUUUGAUCAUGAUGAUGAUAUAGAGGUGCUGAAUGAUAAUGCAGACCCUGUGGGAGACAGUGCUGGGGCACAAGCCACAGGCCGGAUCAUCAGUAAGAGAAACUCUCAACCUGCCUCAGGAGGCCUUCUGGACUCUAUCACUAAUAUUUUCGGGAGACGGUCUGUAAAUUCUUUCCCUGCCUCACAGGACUAUGCAGAUUCUCAGGGAGCUGGAAACCAAGAAGUCAGGGUUCCUUCUGCGGCAGUUUAUUCCUUUGAUGCCCAUGAUGGAGAAGUUAAUGCUGUGCGAUUCAGCCCAGGCUCCCGUUUACUGGCAACAGGUGGAAUGGACCGGAAGGUGAAACUCUGGGAUGUGAUUGGAAAUAAAUGUGAAGCAAAGGGUUCAUUAACAGGCAGCAAUGCAGGAAUCACCAGCAUAGAGUUUGACAGUGCUGGUUCCUACCUUUUGGCUGCUUCAAAUGACUUUGCAAGCAGAAUCUGGACAGUGGAUGAUUACAGGCUUCGGCACACAUUAACUGGACAUAGUGGGAAAGUUCUAUCUGCCAAGUUCUUGCUGGACAAUGCCCGCAUCGUCUCUGGAAGUCAUGACCGGACAUUGAAGCUGUGGGACCUGCGCAGCAAAGUUUGCAUUAAGACAGUGUUUGCUGGUUCUAGCUGUAAUGACAUUGUUUGCACAGAGCAGUGUGUCAUGAGUGGUCACUUUGAUAAAAAGAUUCGGUUAUGGGAUAUAAGAACAGAAUGUAUCGUGCGGGAACUGGAGCUGCAGGGUAGAAUCACAGCUCUAGAUCUAAAUCCUGAAAGGACCCAGCUGCUUAGCUGUUCUCGGGAUGACCUUAUCAAAAUCACUGACCUGCGUGCCAAUGCUGUGCUGCAAACCUUCAGUGCCCCAGGCUUUAAGUGUGGAUCAGACUGGACUCGGGUUAUAUUUAGCCCUGAUGGCAGUUAUGUGUCGGCUGGUUCGGCAGAAGGAACACUUUACUUCUGGAACGUCGUCACAGGAAAUGUGGAGAGGAUGUUUAGCAAGCACCAUAGUUCCUCUAUCAAUGCUGUGGCUUGGUCAUCUUCGGGGACACAUGUGGUCAGCGUUGACAAAGGAAGCCGCGGCGUGUUGUGGUCGGACUUUUAAUUGAAUAUGGGUUUUAACUAGGUCUGUGGCACAGUGAAGAUGUGGCCAUAUGCUGCUUUUGUUUGUGAUGGCUCCGAGUGCCGACACCAAGCUCUUUCUGUGAAGUCAUUGAUGUUUGGCAGGAAGCAUGCCUGAAGAUGUAGCUUGUGUUCUCUUCACUCCUUUAACAGGAGUCAUUCAGAUCUGUAAUUCAUUUAAAUUGGUAAAAAAUACAUAAGGACACAAGUGUCUAUCUGACCUUUUGCUUCAAAGACUUCCACGUGACUUUUUAAACCGCUAUAAAUGGAAAACUCUGCCGUAUCUUGUGUAACGUCCUCUGUUUACCGCUAAAAACCAAUUGAUACAAGUGCAUCUGUCCUGUCAUCCCCACUGCCGACAUUGUCUUCUACUUCACCGAAGAAGAGCUCAUCCGGAUCAUUGUGGUGGAAACUAUAACCAGAGAAAUUCUUUAUUUUUCUUAUUUAUCCAGCAGCAUCAUUUUGUCUUUCAUUUUUGGUUAAUGCUUUAAGCAAUAAUAGUUGAAAACCUAAACAUGAAAGGAGAGAGAACCCCUGAAAAUAACCCGCUGUUCAAAGUGAAUACAUUGCUGCCAAGCACCCAACGCAUAUAUAUCGGCCACAAAUAGGGAGCAUAAAUUCCAACCCCACCACUGCUGUAUUGGGAAAAAUUAUUUAAGCAAAAAAAAAAAAAGUACUGCUCUGGGUACAGGCUUCCCACAAACAUGACUUAUUGCUUUAGUUGACUUCUUGGCUAGGACCAAAGACCUAAAAACAUACAAUCUUCUUUUCAGUUAUUCUUCUUGCAUAUCACUCCAACCUUAAUUAGGUUGGCUUGGGGUUUUAAUCACAUAAGAAAUCCAGAUUCUGGGAUUUUAAGACAGACGGGCUUGUUUUAACAGAUCCAGCUAACCGCACCUUGUAUGGCAAGAAAUGCCCAGGAAUGGUUUGUUUAUUGCAAGCAAACACACUGUAGUAAAGCAACAAGGCAUCUACUUGAUACAAUGUUUACAUGUUCAGAAUAACAUACGGUGAAGCUGAAGUUUUGGGCGGUUUCCCUCUGUUUAGAGCAUGGGGGGUGGGGUAGAAAUGCCUUGAAUCUCCCUGCUGGUUGGCUAUUGGGUUGUUUUUUUUGUUUAAAUUCUUGCUAGAAGAUGUUGUCAUGCACACAUCUUGAGAUAGAUAUGGAGAUAUAUUUAUAUUGUGUUAAACUACUUAGUGCAAUAUGAAAUGUAUUGGGUUCCUAAUAAUUUGAUCAUUUCUCUUGACGGGUAGUACAGAGUCCUGCCAUAGUAGAAUGGUCAGUGAUCCAAUACAUGUAUCAAAUCAGGUCACUGGUAAGCCUAUCUUGAUCAUUUACUGACAGUCCGACUGUAUGAGAAAUUGGUGAGUGAAAUUCUACGCAGCUUUGAAGUGCUUUCAUGGCAUUGCUUUUUGAAGCAGGCUUUGCUGUAAAGCAGUGAUCUCCCAACCAGUGGCUCAUGAACAAUGUUACACUCUGAAUCCUUGGAUGUUGCUCCCAGUGGCAGGUGCUUAAUUUGAAUUCCCGGCUUGGAAGCAAGUUUUGGUUUCAUAAAAUCAGGUUUACGGCCAAACAGAGCCUCCUGUAGGCUGCCAGUUCAUAUAGGGCUACCAGAUAUCCAAUCAUAGCCAAUGUUUGCCAUUCCCAGGAACUUUGUGCUUGUUUUGCUCUCCAACUCUUCACAUUUUAAAGGAGAAGGAAAGGCUCGGGGCAAAUGUUAGGCACCCCCAAGUGGUUGUAUUGACUCACCUGAAACUGCCCCGGGUUAUUUCAGUGAGUACCAUGGAACAAUCUUCUACCGUCUUCCUCCUUCUUUGCGCGUGUGCGGUAGAACGAAAAGUCGAACUUUAACUAAAAAGUUGGCUAUUUCGCCCGUCUGCCCCGGAAAAUUUGAAGACAGAAGAAGCCGGAAGAGGAUCGCUUCAUGGUGCUCAGUGGUAUAACCCUGGGCCGGUGCAGAUUUCUGCUGAUAGGAGCUACAGCCCAGGGUUUCAGGUAAGUCAAUACAAUCACUUGGGGGUGCCUAACAUUUUGCACCCCUAAGUGCACCAAGCCUUUCCUUCUCCUUUAAACCCCUGCUGUAAAGGAUCAUCAGUUCAGCUUUCAUUGAAUGGCCCAUGGUAUCAUUACUAAAGAGUCCAGAGUUUUGUUUCUACGAAUAGUGUCCGGUGCUUGUUCUUGCCACCGCAGCUGCAACCGUUUUGCUUAUAUUUUUUAAAUAUGAGUAAAAACAUAACCCAGAAUUUGCUACUUUGUUUUAUUGCAAGUUUAUGUAAAAAAAUAAAACUCUUCUGUAUUUAUGUUGCACAACCCCCUCUGCUAUUGCAGUGCCACCACACAUACCCAUGAAUGGGUUUUCCUUUAUUUAUUAUAAUGAUUUUGUAAAUAGUAAAACUAAUUAUUCUAUAAUUAAAAACGUACCUACAUUUUAGACCAACUUGCCUUAUAGGCCAUGUUUCUUACAGAAGGCAGAGCAGAUUUUAAUUCCCACACACAAGCUUUAUUGGCUUCCCUGUUAUGCACUGCUUGUUCCCUGUGGGUUUGAGUUCAGACAAUGAGAGAUUGUAUCCCCCUAGGAAAGCUGCUGUUAUGAGAGGUGUCUCUGCGCCAUUCCUGUUGGGUUUUUAUUAUUUGUUCAUAGCUGCUGGUUUGCACAGGCCACUUUGUAAAAUAAACUUGCUGUUUUCUCUCGG
Xenopus laevis (African clawed frog) is the source of this 4665-nucleotide messenger RNA. It is a transcript of the gene atg16l1.S, whose product is annotated as autophagy related 16 like 1 S homeolog. The record is from RefSeq and is a predicted model, not a curated record. Lineage: Eukaryota; Metazoa; Chordata; Amphibia; Anura; Pipidae. Gene Ontology annotation, cellular component: phagophore assembly site membrane; autophagosome membrane; Atg12-Atg5-Atg16 complex. Gene Ontology annotation, molecular function: protein-membrane adaptor activity. Bases 131 to 1954 code for a protein of 607 amino acids. The transcript is spliced from 18 exons. Gene Ontology annotation, biological process: autophagosome assembly.